Molecule: messenger RNA, 1050 nt
Organism: Candidozyma haemuli
Lineage: Eukaryota; Fungi; Ascomycota; Pichiomycetes; Serinales; Metschnikowiaceae
Gene: ATS1
Product: Ats1p
Exons: 1
Coding region: 1-1050 (349 amino acids)
Source: RefSeq, a predicted model, not a curated record
AUGACAGAACAGCCAGUGUAUAAGAUCCUUAGAUGUGGUUCAAACGGUAGUUUCCAGCUUGGGCUUGGAGACGAUGAAGACAGAAAUACACUAUGUGAAGUUGAGACGGAUUUCCCUCAUACUCGUCCUGUGACGUUUGCUUGUGGAGGCAACCAUACACUUAUACUAUUUGAAGAUGGACUGGUGGUGGCUGCAGGCAGCAACGAAUAUAGCCAGUGUGGGUUUAAGGGACCUGAAGUGGUUGAGAAGUUUACUAAGGUGCCUGGGAAAUGGAAGUUUGUGGCAGCUGGUUGGGAAUACUCUGUGUUUGUGAGUGAAGACGAUACAGUGUAUACAUGUGGAUAUGGACCCAAGGGAGAGUUGGGGCUUGGGAAGAACUUUAUACUUGCCGAGGAGCUUUUUGAUGUGAGGUUUCCAGUGAAAAGUCGAGUGCUAGAUGUCAAGUCUUCGAUAAACCAUGUCAUUGUGGUGACUGAAGAGGGUACAUAUGGCUGGGGAGCGUGCCGAAAAGGUCAAUUGGGUGAAGUGACGAAGGUUUCAGAAAAGGGAAAGCCAGUGCCGGUGUAUUGGGAGCCAGAGAGGCUUCAGUUCUCGGGAAGUUCUGCUAUAAUGGCACACGACAGGACAGUGGUAUUUGAUGGGAAGAAGAUUGAUAUUUUGGGUAAGAAUCCUGAAACGAUAAGUGCUGAAGGUGCUACUAACGUGAAAGCGAUGUGGUCGUCAGUUCACUGGUCUGUGCCCAAAGAGAAUGGUAUCAAUAUCUUCUCCCAAGGUAAUAAUCUGCAUGGCCAGUUGUACAAGUUCAAUGAUGAAGUAACACCCAUUGAUUUCACAGUUGGAUCAGAGCACGGGUUGGUAUUGCUUAAAGACGGUAGGGUUCUUGCAUGGGGCUGGGGCGAACACGGGAAUUGUGGACCACCUGCUGAAGCAAAGGAUGAGACAGCUUUGGUGACCUAUGACUAUCUUAAUGAGAUAUACGAUGGGAAGAACGAAGUGGUGAAGUUAGCCGCUGGUUGUGCUACUACGUGGGUUGUUGUGAAGGUGAAGUAA